AUGAUAAAAAUAGGAAUGCAAAAUGAAUCAGUGCAAGGAGACGAAGAAAAUGAUGGGCUAGUAACAGCUAAAGAACUUUUUGAAACCCAUUUAAAAGUUGAUGAUAGGAUUAAAUUAAUAUUUAAAAAUUUUAACUCUCAAGAAUAUGUUGAUAAUCUUAUGGAAAAUAAAUUAAAUGAGGAAAAUGAAAAUAAUAAGGAAGGUGAAAUGGGUAGCAACGUUAAAGAAGGGAAUGAUGAAAAUGGAGAAGAGGAAUGGGUAGAUGAACAAGAACGAAUAGAUUAUAAAAAAGAAUUAAAUUUUUUAAAGGAAAAUCCGUUACAUAUAAAUAGAUGGAAUAAUUUUUUAGAAGCAUAUGAUAGGGAAGAAGCUUAUGAACCCUUUUUGCUUAUCUUCCCAAGGUGUGUUAAUUAUUGGAUAAAAUAUGCAGAAUUAAAAAUAAAAAAAAAAAAAUAUAAAGAAGCAUAUAAUAUAUAUCGUAAAUGUAUAAAUUCAAAUAUAUAUGAUUUAAAAUUAUUUAUAUCGUUUUUAUAUUUUACAUAUCAUACGUCAUCAAUUCAUGAAUAUAUCAGUUUUUUAUUUGAAGCUUUAAAAUAUGUAGGAACAGAUAUAAAAUCUGGUUAUAUAUGGGUUGAAUUAUUAUACAUAUUAAUAAAAAUAUAUAAUACUAAUUUAUUGUUAAAUAAUGAUAUACAAAAUUUAUUAUAUGACCCAUUUAAAAAUAUAAAUCAUAAUAAUCGAAAGAAAAAUGAAAAUAAAGUAUUAAUACCUUCAGAGCAGGAACAAAAAAUAUAUAAAUCUUAUAUACCUAAAAAAAGUGCUAACAUAAAAUAUAUAGAGCAUUAUACAAGUGAUGAUAAAUUGAAAAAAUAUUACUUGAGCUGGUUAAAUAAUCCAACAAAAUUUUUAGAUAAAGUAUGGAAAGGGUUUUGUUCAUAUGAAAAGACAACAAGUCUCAAUUUUACUAAUAGCUCAUUAUUUACAUAUAAUAGUCAGUAUACAAAUUCUAAAAAUGCAUAUAAAGAAUUGUGUAUGUUAUAUAAAGAAUUAUAUAAUUUAAAAAAAUCGAAAACAGUUAUAAUACCUAUUAAUAGUGUAAAAUGUAAAAUGGAAAAUAAUUUAUUAUAUAAAAAAUGGAUGAAGAUUAUAAAUUUUGAAAAAAAAAACCCUCUUAAAUUAAAGCUAUCAUUAGUACGUAAAAGAAUUAUGUAUGUUUAUGAACAAGCUUUAAUACAUUUACAGUUUAAUAGUGAUUUAUGGUUUUCUUAUUUUCAAUUUUUAUUACUAAAUAAAAAAUAUGAUUAUGCUAUUCGAAUUAUGAGAGAAGCAAUUGAAAUUUAUCUACCUUUUGAUGAGUUGCUAAAAUUAAAUUUUGCAUAUUUUUUUGAAAAAAACUCAUUAAUAAAUCAAGCACAUUUUAUAUAUCAACUAAUGAUUAAUGAUAUUACGAAAAAAAAAAAAAAAUUUUCUUUAAGUUAUUUAUAUUCAAAAAAGGUAUUUAAAAAUUUGCCAUAUUCCUAUAUAAAAGGUAAGGGAAGGAAAAAACGAAAAAGAAAACCAAAAGACACAAACUCCAAUUUGUGUAAUAAUGAUGAAGAAGGUGAUAAAAAGGAAUUAGCUGAGGAGGAACAACAAGCAAAGAAAGUAAAACUGGCUGACUCAGAAAUAGAAAAUGUUGAAAAUGUUGAAAAUAUCGAAGGGGAAAAUAUAAAAGAAAACAAUGAUGAUGUAAAAUUAGAGGAAAUACCAUUUAUGGUUGAUGAAUAUAUAAAGAAAAGAUUUAACCAAUCCGAUUAUGAACAAAUAGAUGAAAGAAAAAAAUAUUUUGUGAAAUAUAUCAAUAUAGACAAGAAUAAAAAACGAGAUUUUGUUUUUACACAUUUUUUAAAUUUUAUUAAAAGAAAUUAUGAUGAAACAAUUUGGAGAUAUUAUGUUGGAAUUAUUUUAAAUGAAAAAAAAUGUUCACAAUAUAUGUAUUAUUAUUGUGCAAAUAUGGAAAGAAGAUUAUUAAAUAAUGAAAAAAGAGCUACAUAUAUUAUGAAUGAAGGUUAUGAAAAAUAUUCGAAAAAAAAAAAAUUUAUUUUAUAUUAUAUAAGUUUUCUUUUAGAGAAAGGUAGUAUUGAUAAAAUUCGAUGUUUAGUUUAUAAAUUUAUUCAUAAUAUAUACUCUGAUUUUUAUAAAGAAUAUGAUAAAAAAUAUGGUGGAAAUAAUAAUAUAGGUUCUGGUAAUCCAUCUGGUAUUGACAACAGUAGUAAUAAAAAGGAUGGAAAAACAAAAAUGACGCAAAAUGAGUUUAAUCAAUUUGAAUCACGUUAUUUAAAAUUAUUAAAAAAAAAAAAUAAAGCAUGUGAAAAAAUUUGGAAUUUAUUAACACAGUUAGAAAUAUUAUAUGGAGAUAUCCAACAUAUAAAUAAAGUAUAUGAGACUAAAUUAAAAUAUGAGUCAGGUUAUAAUUUUGAUGAAAAUAAAAAUAUUCUUUUAAAUUUUGGAACAAUUUCGAAACAAAAUGAAAUGAUGAUGUUAGAAGAUAAUUCUAUUACUGAUAUACUUUGUAAAGGAUAUUUGGAAAAUUUAAAAAAAAAUGAUGUUGAUAAUAUAUCAUAUAAAAUAAAUUUAAUUAAUUCUCAGUUAUUUGCUGGGACAUCCUUUAAGGAUACCUUCUUUUUUUUCCAUCCAGGAAAUAGUAUUAACGUUUUAUCGACGUCACCUUUUAAUAAUCUUAAAAAUGAAAAGAAAAAAAAAAAAAAAAAAAAUGAUAAAUAUGACAAGGAAAAUGAUAAAGCAUUCAAUAUUGACCAACAAGAAUAUAAAGAUGAUUCAAAUUAUGGUGAUGAAAAUGUACCAAUAAGAACAGGUUUAUAUAAAAAUGUUGGAAAAUUCAAAAGAAAUAUUAAAAAUGAAGAUGAUAUGGCUAGUUCAAAUGAAAAAGAGCACUCCCUAAAUACCAAAAAAAAAAAAAGUUUAUAUAAUAAAAAUAAUCAAAUGAAUGCUACAUAUGAUUCAUUUAACUUUUUGGAUGCGGAAUAUUAUACAAAAAAAAAAAAGAAGAAAAAAAGUACCAAUAACAAUAAUACUAACGAUAAUGUUGGCGAUGGAACCGGAGAAUUAUCGAAAAACAUGGAAGGGAAUAAUCCAGUUAAUUAUAUAAGUAGACCAGAUUUAAAAAUGAUGUCUAUAUAUAAGCCUUUUGAAAAUAUUGAGCAUUUAGAAGAAGGUGAAAAAGGUGUAGGAACAAAUGUGAAUAAUAGAAAUACAAGACUUAAUGAAAAUAAAUUUUUUAUGAAUAAAUUAAAUAAGGGACAAAAAUUUGAAGAUACAAAACUCUUUUUAAAAAGAGAAUAUUUCGCAAUGCCAAAUAUUAUAAAUGAUUUUUUAAGUUUAUUGCCUGAGGAAAAUUCAAAUUUAAAAUUGUCAGACAAUUCAAUCGAUUAUUUGAUGGAAUCAUUACAGAAUUUGUUUAUACCAAAAUUAAAGGACUUUCCCUAUGAGCCCAUACCAGUAAAAGAUAUUAUUAAGCUUAAAGAAGAAUUAGAUAGCUAG
Messenger RNA from Plasmodium vinckei vinckei, 3540 nucleotides. RefSeq names its product conserved Plasmodium protein, unknown function. Bases 1 to 3540 code for a protein of 1179 amino acids. Gene Ontology annotation, biological process: mRNA 3'-end processing. Gene Ontology annotation, molecular function: protein binding; mRNA binding. Lineage: Eukaryota; Apicomplexa; Aconoidasida; Haemosporida; Plasmodiidae. The transcript has a single exon. Gene Ontology annotation, cellular component: nucleus. The record is from RefSeq and is a predicted model, not a curated record.